Molecule: messenger RNA, 3004 nt
Organism: Boleophthalmus pectinirostris (great blue-spotted mudskipper)
Lineage: Eukaryota; Metazoa; Chordata; Actinopteri; Gobiiformes; Gobiidae
Product: PDZ and LIM domain protein 3
Exons: 7
Coding region: 72-1019 (315 amino acids)
Biological process (GO): heart development; muscle structure development; actin cytoskeleton organization
Cellular component (GO): Z disc; filamentous actin; adherens junction
Molecular function (GO): actin binding; muscle alpha-actinin binding
Source: RefSeq, a predicted model, not a curated record
UGUCAGGCCCUCAGUGGACAGGACAGGAGCAGAGACAGGAGCAGAGGCAGGAGCAGACACAGGACAGGGACAUGCCACUGAGCAUCGUACUGCAGGGGCCCGCUCCAUGGGGUUUCCGUCUGAGUGGGGGCAAGGACUUCAACCAGCCCCUCACCAUCUCCAGGAUCACCCCGGGCAGUAAAGCGUCCAUUGCUAACCUGUGUGCGGGGGAUGUGAUCGUGGCCAUAGAUGGGGUCCCGGCCUCAGACAUGCUCCACUGUGAGGCUCAGAACAAGAUCAAGGAGGCCACCAGCCAGCUGCACCUCACCGUGGAGAGGAAUGAGUCCAGACUCUGGUCCCCUCGUGUGGUGGAGGAAGGGAAAGCACAUCCCUACAAAAUGAAUUUGGAAUCAGAGCAGCAGGAAUACAAACCAAUUGGAACAGCACACAACCGGAAAGCACAGCCGUUCAUAGCAGCAGCUAACAUCGAUGACACACGCCAGGUGGUCAGUGCAUCCUACAACACCCCCAUUGGCCUCUACUCCUCAGGCAACAUCCAGGACGCCAUGGAGGGACAGAUCCGGGGCCUUGUGCACCCCAGACAAGUCAGCCCACGGACUCUGACCAGUAUUGAAGACUCGGAUGUGUAUCGCAUGCUGCAGCAGGACCACGAGGAGCCGCUGGAGCCCAGGCAGUCCGGUUCGUUUCGAGCCCUGCAGGAGUUUGUGGACAGUGAUGGUACUCGGCCAAUCGUGACCCGCAGUGUAAAGGCGCCCACCACCAAGCCCCACGCUCCCACAGGGAACCUCCAGAAACUGCCUGUUUGUGACAAGUGCGGCAACGGCAUUGUUGGGACUGUGGUGAAAGCGCGGGACAAGUAUCGUCACCCGGGCUGCUUCGUGUGCUCCGACUGUGACAUGAACCUCAAACAGAAGGGCUAUUUCUUCGUGGAGGGCCAGCUGUACUGUGAGAGCCACGCACGAGCCAGAAUGAGACCCCCAGAGGGACACGACCUGAUCACCACAUAUCCCUCCGCCUAGACCCCCCCUCCCCAAACACGGCGUAUAUACUCAGCUUCUAAUGCCACCUACGCACGUCGGCACGUUCACCAAACAUACAGACGGAGGCAAAGACUAAAGGCAACACAGGGGGGGUACACAGGAUUAUGCUAUGCCAAGAGUUCAUCCUACUUCAGACCCAUGUUCUAAACUUAGGGAUAGGGCUGUGUUGAAUUUUAAUCAAGGUUCAGUAAUUUCUUAUCAUCAAUUAUCAGCAUGUGUCUUUUUAAUCACAAGUUCUUCAGUUGAUCCUCUGUUGGUUUGGAGUAGAGUUCAUACUUAGAAAGAAGAAAUUUGACAGUAUGUUUUAACAGGUUUCACAUCUGUCAUCUACUUGAAAUGCCACAAAUAAACAUAGAUGUUACAGAUGGGAGCUUUACAUGGAAUUUAUUUUAAAAAAUGUUUCUCUGUGGUCAGGAAAUUAAUAUUGAGAGCAAGUUUUUGUUAGUGAACUAAAAUAAAAUGAAGAAAUCGUGAUUAUCCAGUAUGACAAAAAAUCACAAUCAUGAAGCCGUAAAAGCAUGAAUAAAUCUUUCAACAGUACUUAAAUAGCGGGAAUGUCAAGGUUUUCUUUUCAAAUGAGCCAGCACAUCACUAUGCCCAAGGACAGGUUCUGAUGGUUUGUAAAUGUGGUCCUUGAAGCAGUACAAUGAACUAUAAAAACUUUUUUUUUAACGCUAUAUUGCAAUCUAUGUUAUACUGUUGUUUCCUCAUCAAAAACAUACAUGCAGUGUUGUCACGGAACAGAGCAUUUUGAGCUCUGAAGAUAAAGACAGACCCCCAGUUUACACCGAAGUAGUAUGAGCACAGCAUAUGCACAAAUAUAGCCUUUCUAUUUCAACCAGUUGGACAAUCUACACCAGCAAUGUCCAACAGGGGACACUGUGUCGCUCAAAUGGAUGGUGGAGUUCUAAUUUUUCAGCCUCAACAGUGUCUCCAGGCUUUUUAGCAGGGGAAGGAUAUAGGAAAUAAACAUGUGGUGUCAAAAUAAACUUCUGAUGCCCUUUAAAAACACUAAGUGUUACAUAAACAGUAGGGCCUUGGGGAAUGACUUGUGACGGACUCUGAAAAGUUUAUAGCCGUGGGAGAUAAAUAUAAUACACUUUACGACAAACAUACAUUUUAGAAGGACAUCAUAUGAAGGAAGAGGAGAAUGGCGAGCAGACACUAAAACAUAUGGAAAGUUGCCCAAUUCAUCCUAGCAGCCACAACUUAUUGCUGCAAAGCAUCUUCCCUCUUGUCAACUUUUGUAUAGUUUUAUAAGGUAAUUUAUCUGAUUAACAGUAAAUACAUAAGCAGUAUAAAACAGUUUGGUGUUUAAACAUGAGAAUAUACAAAGGCUAGCAUUGCAGAAGCAGCUCUAAUGCCUUUGGAGUAAAUUGACACUUGCAGAUUAGCCUACAUUACGUGACACUGCAGCUCCAUGAAUACAUUUUGAAUAGUAAAUAUGUGAAUGAAAUAAAACACAACAUCAGGUCUGGUUUUGACGAGGUAUCAGCAUUAUAACAUGUCUCACAAUUUUGCAUAAUAUAGAACCUUCAAAGAGAAAACAAAGAUUUCAUGUGGUCAGAAUUAACACUGACAAAGAGUAAUCAUCCACUGGAAAAGAAAAACAGUGUAGAUGGAAGACUUGUAGGUAAACUAUUUGAUACUAGCUGAAACAGUAUUAUUAAUCUUACAUUACAUUGUGCAUUGCUGUCAGAUCUUACAUGGGUUUAUAUAGCAUACACAGGAUGUGUUCAGUUUGUUUGUCUGGUGGAUGGACUGCCACCUGCUUAUCUCCAUGGAGAUGUCAUUGCAUUGCAAUGCAACUAUUCACUAUCACAAAGUAUUUUUAAGCAAUACAAACACCAGUCAUGGAGUACAUGGUGCAAAAUGGAGAACUUUAAAACCAUACUGUGAAAUAUUCUUGGCAAAGCAACCUUUACAGAUUAUAUGUUGUGUGAAAUAAAGUUUUAAUGAAAGCA